UUUUUUUUUAUUUUUAUAGAACAGUAAGUUUUUUUUUUUCUUUGUAUAUACAUAUUUUUUUUGGUGCCUGUUGUGUAUGUAUACAUGCGUGUGAAAGGAAGGACAAUGACUACAGAAAGUCAGUUUCCAGCGGCGCUAUUCCUUACACAAACAUUUGGUGUUUCGAUAUUUUAACAUGUCAACACAACCUUUUUGGAGAGGAGCAAUUAAAUUAUUUUUCUUUUUUACACUUGACAUACGCACACACCCAAAAGAAAAGAAAAAAAAAUUUUUUUUUUGUUAUCCGAAAUUUUUCGAAACCCUUGUACUAAAUUCUAUUUUUUUUUUUUUCUCUCUCUCUCUCUCUCUUUUUUUUUAUUUUCUCCCUUUGUAUUUAUUUAGUAACUCCUACCUGGACCAAAAAAAAAAAAAAAAAAAAAAAAAAACAAAUUAAUUUUUUAUAAUGCAAUCCAUGCCGUAUUACCAACAAGGUGGUUACCCAACCCAGACACCCUAUCAAACACCUGGUGCACCCAACUCCAAUGUUCUUAACAACGGUGGUCCCAUGUUAAGUCACCCUAAUGGUUUACCUCCAAUGCAACAUCCCGGUAUCAUCACCUCAACAGAUCAAUCCGGAGCUGUCACACAACAACCUCCUAAGCGUAAACAGGUUAAGAAUGCAUGCACCAACUGUCAAAAAGCCUGUAAGAAAUGUGAUGAUGCAAGACCUUGUCCUCGAUGUAUUAAAUACGGUAUUGCUGAUACAUGUGUAAACUCCGUUAGAAAGGAACGUAAAAAAGGUAUUAAGCGUGGUCCUUAUAAGAGAAGACAAAAGACUGGAGAAGAGAAACCUCGCAAGGCAAUUACAGACAUGAACAACAAUACAAAUAACGAACAGAAUAACCAACCAGCUCAAUACGCACCUUCCUUGCGUGGUCCUACUAUUCCAUUCGGCUAUCCCAGUAAUUUGAAUCAGUAUGGACAACCCUAUGACCCUUACAACCAAUACGCUACCUAUCAUAAAGAGCAAAUGAUGUCUCAACCCUAUGUUGUUAACCCCGUUUAUCCUCCCAUGGGUUAUCCUGUACUUGUUCCCGGUACACCCGAAAAUGGUCAAGGAGGUAACAACGGACAACAACAACAACAGCAACAACAACAACAACAACAGCAUCAACCCCAACAACAUCCUUACCAACAGCAACAUUCUCCUAUGCCUCAACAACAUUAUACAAUGAUGCAUCAGCAACAACAACAGCAGCAACAACAACAGAGUCCUCAAACGUCUCGUCCUCCCAUGAUGCAUAACGAACAUGUGAUGCACCAACAAUCACCCGCUGGUAGUCCUCAAACUCAAGUGUAUUACCAACAACAACAGCCACAGCAGCCACAACAACAACAGCAGCAGCAUAGUCAACCUCCUUCUCAAAGAAAUAGUCCUCAUUUACCUGAUAUUAAACAUGAGGGAGGAGAGAAUUUUGUUAAGCCUCAAACCAUGACACCUGUGCCUUCUGCAUCCACAUCCACAGCCACCACAGCUUCUCCUGACUCUGGUUCUUGGGUUCCUCCUCGUUCUACUUGAUUUGCCUUUGUUUUUGUCUCUUUCACUCCAUCAUUCCUUGUUUUUUUUUUAUUAUUACUUUUUAUUAUUGCGUCUUCCCUUGCCACUUUUUUAUCUGUAAAAACAUUACACGAUUUUUUUUUUUAUAUAAACACACACCCAUUGCUUUUUUUUCACACCUUUCUUUUUUUUUUAAAAAAGAAAAUA
This is a messenger RNA of Mucor mucedo, 1744 nucleotides long. RefSeq lists its product as uncharacterized. The coding region runs from base 443 to 1558 and encodes 371 amino acids. NCBI's taxonomy places the organism in Eukaryota, Fungi, Mucoromycota, Mucoromycetes, Mucorales, Mucoraceae. The record is from RefSeq and is a predicted model, not a curated record. Gene Ontology annotation, cellular component: nucleus. Gene Ontology annotation, molecular function: zinc ion binding; DNA-binding transcription factor activity, RNA polymerase II-specific; RNA polymerase II transcription regulatory region sequence-specific DNA binding. The transcript is spliced from 4 exons. Gene Ontology annotation, biological process: regulation of DNA-templated transcription; cellular response to starvation.